AUGGAAGGUAGUAAGAUUAAAAAACGGAAAUAUUCAAGAUUGGGCUGUGCAGAAUGUAAAAGAAGGAAAAUAAAAUGUGAUGAAUUGAAACCAAGUUGUUUUAAUUGUUCAAGGUUACAAAAAAUAUGUCAAUAUCCAAGUUCAACUCAAUCUAAUUUUAAAUUUGAAGUACCUAAGCAGCUGAAAAAAGUGAGCAGACACACUUCUGAAAAUAAAAGUGAUGAUUCUGAGUCAGUAUCAUAUAAUAAUCGAACGUUCGAGGAACAUAAUAAUAAUCAAUACACACAUAAUAUUCCACAACCUCAAAUACUACCGAAUUCACCUUCUUUAAAUCAUAGACUACUACCUCCUCAACAACAGCAACCUCAAUUAUCCUAUAGAUUUUACCAGGAAAACAAUAGUAAUAUAAGAACUCCACCUUCAUUACCUUCAUUAAAUGAACCAUCAUCAACUACGUCAAGAGUGAACAUUCUAGAUCUAGGUGCUAAUAGGAAUGACAAAAGUGGAGAUAGCGUUGCAAACAAUGGUUUACCACAGCACUUACCAAUACAAACUCAACCAGGGCUCCAAGCUCACUCAUCACAUGUUCAAUUGGAUAUACAAACGCCAACUUCUUCUUUCAACACUUUAAAUCAGCCAAGUCAUAAUCAAUCUCAAUCUAUUCCAAACCCUAUAUUACCUCAUAUUCAACAACCAUCACAACAUCUACCGCAUCAACAAAGUGAAUGUAAGAAAUAUAAAAUAUCAGACAUAUUAUCACCUGAUAUCGACUUUUUGAAUGAUCAAAAUUGGGGUAGUAUUGCACCAGAUGACGUAAGAAAUCUUUUUGAUGAUGCUAGUUUAUUGGUUCAUGAUUCUUUAGAAAUGUUUGGGAUCGAUCAAUAUAAUUUUAUGAAUCAAGGGAUUAGGAACGACCAAAUAACGAAUAAUCAUUCAACUCUGAUAAAUGAAAUCAAUGAUCAAAGUUAUACUACGAAUGGUGAUACUAAAAUUAGAAAUGAUUCAUAUCCUUUAAGUAUACCAAGUUCAGAUGAAACUUCUUUAUUUCCUGAUUUUCCAAUUGAAGAAUUUAGUAGUCGAUUAUUUGUUAAAUCAAAUCCAAUUGUGAUAGAACCUGUGAAAAGUAACAAGGAACUUAUAGAUACUACAUUAAAAAAUUUUGAUUUAAGUGGUCCACAUGAAAAUUAUUUAAAUAAAUUGACAAAUUCUGAAUUAAGUUUUCAUAUGUUUCCAUUUGCUUCAACUAUAGAGGAUAAUUCGGUAAAUAAAAUAUUAUUGAAAUAUCUGCAAGGUUGUUCAUAUUUAUUAACUUCAUUACUUUCAAGUUCUGCGACUUUUCAGUUCAUUCAAACUAGAAAGUCUAUUCAUGAACAAAAUAGAACAAAAUAUAAUUCAAUUUGUUUAAAAUUAUUAAGUGAAGCAUUUCCACAAGUAAACAGUGAAGAAGAAGAUCAAAAAAUCAUGGCUAAUGAUAUUGAAAAAUUAUUACUUACAAUAUUGGUUUUGACUUCAAAUUUUACUGCAACUGCUUAUUUUCAAACAGAUAUUGGAGAUAAUCAUGAUACAAAAAAACAUGAUAAAACAGAACCAAAACCUAGUAAAUUAUUGUCAUGGAAAACUCAUUUACGUGGAGUUAAAGAUUUAUUAUUAAAAUACACAAAUUUAACUUGUAAUAAAUUAAAACGUACUUACAUAUCGGAUGGAUUAGCAUUGGCAAAAACUUGGUAUUUUGCUAUUGAAGCUUUAGCUGAAUUGAAUGAUCCACUAGGUGGUACAUUAAAAUAUACAAAGAAGAAUAUAUCUCAUGAAUGUGGUUUAAUUAAGACAGAUGCAGAAUUAGAUUAUUCUCUAAUGAGUAAACUUUGGUUACAAACAGGAUAUUUUAGUGAGGAUCGAAAUAAAGACUAUCAUGAUGCUUUGAUUCGAAUAAAUUUAUUAACUUUACCAAAUUCAAAUUCAAUUCAAUUCAAUUUAUACAAUGGUUAUAGUAUUCAUUUUGUUAAAUUAAUUGAUGAAUUCAGUAAGUGUUUGGAUUUAUUACGUGAUCAUAAUAAUGCACAAGUAAGUGGUCAAAGAAUUAGUAGAAUUAUGAGUUUAAUUGAUAAAGGUCGAGAGAAUUGUAUUGCUCCAUUGGUGAACAAAGAAACUUUUAUUAUCCCACGCGAAUCACCUGGACAUCCAAAUUAUCAAAAAUUUGAUAAAGUCGUUUUACCGAAAUCAUGUUAUGGUGAAGAAAUUAUUCUAUCAGGAGAUAAUGAAGAAAGUAUUUAUUAUUCUUGGUUUGAUUGGUGUGAACAGAUGCAUGUAGAUUCAUUAUAUUUAAAAUUAUUAACAACUAAAGGUUUAUUAAAAUUACCUUCACAUCAUGCAUUAAUAAAAGAACUUAAAAUUAAAAUUUUAAAUUCAAUGUUUUUCAUAAAACCAAUCACUUCAAACAAUCAAUUAAAUCAUCAUCAUCAUAAAGAUAAAUUUUAUGAAAUUCAUGAUGAUAUAUUUGUUAAAUCAGAAAAUUUUUAUAUAUCUAAAAAAUUAUUUGAUUUAAGAGUAGUUAUGGUUCAAAGUGUAUUUAGACAAUGUGCUAAACUUUCAUUAAAUGAUGAAGAAUUUGAAAAAUUAGAAUUAUUAUUUAGAGGUAUGAUAAAAUUAGGUAAUGGAUCAUCAUUAAUUGCAUUAGAUCAAAUUAGAAGAUUAAGAAAUAAAACUUUAUUUAGAAUUAAAAAGGAAAAUCAUGCUGAUAAUUGUAAUCAUGUUAAUGAACGUAAGAAUAGUAAUGGAUCAAGUAAAAAUGGAGAUGCUAAAGAGAAUGGUUCUGUUGAUCAACAAAGUAGGAUUGAAGAAGAAGAUGAGGAGGAAGACCUAGAUGAUGAUGAAGAAGAUGAGGAUAGGAAUUUCUUGGAUAUAAUACCAUUUUCAUAA
Lodderomyces pseudojiufengensis is the source of this 2916-nucleotide messenger RNA. It is a transcript of the gene LYS144, whose product is annotated as Lys144p. Gene Ontology annotation, biological process: positive regulation of transcription by RNA polymerase II. Gene Ontology annotation, cellular component: nucleus. The transcript has a single exon. NCBI's taxonomy places the organism in Eukaryota, Fungi, Ascomycota, Pichiomycetes, Serinales, Debaryomycetaceae. Bases 1 to 2916 code for a protein of 971 amino acids. Gene Ontology annotation, molecular function: transcription cis-regulatory region binding; DNA-binding transcription factor activity, RNA polymerase II-specific; zinc ion binding. The record is from RefSeq and is a predicted model, not a curated record.